UCUCGCAUAUUUUUAAUGGGGAUGGAUCUCACAUAUUAUUAUUAUUAUUAUUAUAUUAUUAAAUUGAAUGAAUUAAUAUAGUGUUAGAGUUGUUGUUUCAAAGUACUACUCAGUGGCUGCGGUAUCAGCAAAAGAGUGCAAUGGCUUCCACAGCAUGGUUCAGUCCCACUCCAACUUGUUUCCAUUCCAAACCUUUUUUCACUAUCAGAUGCAACGCUCACAACUCCGUCGCUCUUUCUUUCACUAAAACCCAACAAGACCCACUUGCUGUCUACUCUUCCGUCAAAGCCUUUGCUCCCGCCACCGUCGCCAAUUUAGGUCCCGGCUUCGACUUUCUUGGCUGCGCUGUUGACGGUAUCGGGGACAUCGUUUCUCUCAAGGUCGAUCCUGAUGUUCAUCCCGGCGAGAUAUUUAUCUCCGAUAUCUCUGGCCAAAGCCCUAAUAUCCAUAAGCUCAGCAAAAACCCUCUCUGGAACUGUGCCGGUAUUGCCGCUAUGGAAGCCAUGAAAAUGCUCGGCAUUCGAUCUGUCGGUCUUUCCCUCUCCCUCGAGAAAGGUUUACCGUUAGGGAGUGGAUUGGGAUCCAGUGCGGCUAGCGCUGCUGCAGCUGCGGUUGCGGUCAACGAGAUUUUCGGCAAGAGAUUGAGUGUGGAUGACCUUGUUCUUGCUUGCUUGAAAUCUGAGGAAAAGGUAUCUGGUUAUCAUGCUGAUAAUGUCGCGCCCUCAAUCAUGGGGGGCUUUGUUCUCAUUAGCAAUUACGAGCCAUUGGAGUUGGUGAGGUUGAAAUUUCCGCCGGAAAAAGAGCUGUUUUUUGUAUUGGUCACACCUGAAUUUGAAGCUCCGACCAAGAAGAUGAGAGCCGCACUUCCUUUGGAGAUAGGGAUGCCGCAUCAUGUGUGGAAUUCUAGUCAGGCAGGUGCUCUCGUGGCUGGAGUGUUACAGGGGGAUUUGUUGAUGUUGGGGAAGGCGUUAUCGUCGGAUAAGAUCGUUGAGCCCAAGCGUGCGCCUUUGAUUCCUGGAAUGGACGCUGUUAAGAAAGCUGCUAUUGAAGCCGGAGCUUAUGGAUGCACUAUCAGUGGUGCUGGACCUACUGCUGUGGCUGUCACCGAUAACGAGGAAAAGGGACUCCUUAUUGGGGAACAGAUGGUUCGGGCUUUUCAAAAGGAUGGCAACUUGAAAGCUUCUGCCAAUGUCAAGCAGCUUGAUCGCCUCGGUGCUAGACUUAUUAGUGGCGUUCGUGCAAAUUGAUUUGAUUCAAUUUCAGUGUAGCUACUUAGCUGGUAGGUAGGUGAGUAGAGAGACUUGUAGAUUCCCAAAUUUGGAUUUCUCUAUGGUGUGCUGACUUGUCACAUGUGUUUGAUCAAAGAAACAACAUUGAGGUGCUGAGGUCUGAAUAAAAAGAGAAACAUUCAAACUAGGCUGGUACCUGCUCUUGGAAACUCAAAUUGGAUCGAUGAAUAAUAAUUAUGAAAGACAUUCAUUCGAUCAAUGUUGUGGUGGACUCAAAGGCAUGUUCUAGAGAACAUUUUCAUUUGCUUUUUUGUUUUCCCUCCUUCAUCUUGCUGUACUUGAGAAAGCUCAAUAAGAAGUCUUUUGUAGUUUAUUUAUUUUAUUUUGCUGUGUUAGUCUUGUUUUUUGAAUAGUAUGUAAAAUGUAUUGUAUUAUUUAUACUGACUUUUCUAAUGCCAAGGUUUUUAUAA
Messenger RNA from Vicia villosa (hairy vetch), 1699 nucleotides. RefSeq names its product homoserine kinase. The record is from RefSeq and is a predicted model, not a curated record. Bases 141 to 1247 code for a protein of 368 amino acids. Lineage: Eukaryota; Viridiplantae; Streptophyta; Magnoliopsida; Fabales; Fabaceae. The transcript has 2 exons. Gene Ontology annotation, biological process: L-threonine metabolic process. Gene Ontology annotation, molecular function: homoserine kinase activity; ATP binding.